UUUACCUCCUCAAAUUCUUUUGAGAACCCUCAAAACAUAAACGCGGCGGCAGCUCUGAGAAGAGAGUUGCAAGUCCUUCUGCCAAAAUGGGUAUCUCUAGGGAUUCUAUGCACAAGAGACGUGCCACUGGAGGCAAGAAGAAGGCCUGGAGGAAGAAGCGAAAGUAUGAGCUCGGAAGGCAGCCUGCCAACACCAAACUGUCCAGCAACAAGACAGUUAGGAGGAUCAGGGUUCGAGGUGGAAAUGUGAAGUGGCGUGCUUUGAGGCUCGACACUGGAAAUUUCUCUUGGGGUAGUGAGGCUGUGACCAGGAAGACCCGACUUCUUGAUGUUGUCUACAAUGCAUCUAACAAUGAGCUUGUGCGUACUCAAACCUUGGUGAAGAGCGCCAUUGUUCAGGUUGAUGCAGCACCUUUCAAGCAGUGGUACUCCACACACUAUGGUGUUGAAAUUGGCCGCAAGAAGAAAACUGCUGCUGCUCUCAAGAAAGAAGCAGAGGAUGCUGAGGCCGCUACUGCUCCUGCACCUGCUGAGGAGGUGAAGAAGAGCAAGCAUGUAGAAAGGAAGUUGGAGAAGCGUCAGCAAACUCGUGUACUGGACUCACAUAUUGAGGAGCAAUUUGGCGGUGGUCGUCUAUUGGCUUGCAUUUCUUCAAGGCCUGGCCAAUGCGGCCGUUCAGAUGGAUACAUCUUGGAGGGCAAAGAGCUUGAAUUUUACAUGAAGAAGCUCCAGAGGAAGAAGGGCAAGGGUGCUGCUGCCUAAUAUUUCAUUUCUCGCACUUAUUAGUCAUACUAGUCUUUCCUGCCUCUUCUCUAAUGGAUUGCGCUUUAUUUAGUUGAUGUUCAAACAAUUUUUUUGUGCUGUAGGUUCAAGUUUCUUGACUUUGAGCAUUACAUGUUUAGAUCUCAAUGAGGAAUUCCUAAAUACUUUAUAAUUACAACUUUUCCUAGCAAAGGAAUUCCUAUGUUGAAGUGUUGAUUAAAAAUUGAAAAACAUGUUAUGCA
Messenger RNA from Argentina anserina (silverweed cinquefoil), 1003 nucleotides. RefSeq names its product 40S ribosomal protein S8-like. NCBI's taxonomy places the organism in Eukaryota, Viridiplantae, Streptophyta, Magnoliopsida, Rosales, Rosaceae. Gene Ontology annotation, cellular component: cytosolic small ribosomal subunit; ribosome. Gene Ontology annotation, biological process: maturation of SSU-rRNA from tricistronic rRNA transcript (SSU-rRNA, 5.8S rRNA, LSU-rRNA); translation. The record is from RefSeq and is a predicted model, not a curated record. The transcript is spliced from 5 exons. Gene Ontology annotation, molecular function: structural constituent of ribosome. The coding region runs from base 87 to 761 and encodes 224 amino acids.